AUGAUGACAAUCACAACGCAACACCGCCACAAGGAACAUGUUCUUUGCCAAGACACUGCUCUAAGAAUCACCGAAGAGACGCCGCCGCCUCCGAACCAGAAGGGCUCGAGAGGCGGCGGCGGCGGACACAGGCCGGGGACGUGGACACAGGAGCGAAUCCAAGCCGCAGCGCAGGUGGAGCGCCCACAGGGCCUGGGGCCGCGGGGCCUGUGCAGCCCACAUGAGAGCGGAGGGCGGGCGGCUGGGCGAGGGCCAUCGCCGUCAGCAACAGGUGUGGCCGGGCAGGAGGAGGAGGAGGAGGGCUUGAGGCUGGCGUCAGCGAGGAGCAAGGGAGCCACAAGAAAGAAGGGCAAGGGUAGGGGUACGGGCAGGGGGCCAGGAGGACAGGGGGACAGAGGGGGGCGAGGGCAGGGACACAUUGUGCGCGCCACCUGCCCUUGCCGGCCUGGGAACCGCGCUUCCCCUCCGUUCCCACUUCCGACCUGCACUCCGGACCUGCCCCGGGCCACGGACACUGCCUUCCCUGCGCCCCUCCCGCGCGUGGGUAUGGGCGCGCGGGCACAACACCGCGUCAUCCCCCCCGGCCCUCCCCAGACCCUUGCCUCCUCCCCCACUCUCCCCUUCUCCCCCACAAAAGCCAACACGCACUCCAGGAACGAGGAAGGCGCCCACCACCCUCCGACGCGCCCACCUCUCUCCGCCCCGACCCCGACGACACGGCGCGCCUCGACCCAUCCCUGCAAAUGCUUUCCUUUCCGCCGAGCGCAGCCGCCCGCCCCCCGACAGAGACUCUUGGCCGGACUCCCGAAAAGCGCGUCGUCGAUGUUGGUAACCUGA
Molecule: messenger RNA, 837 nt
Organism: Penaeus monodon (black tiger shrimp)
Lineage: Eukaryota; Metazoa; Arthropoda; Malacostraca; Decapoda; Penaeidae
Product: WAS/WASL-interacting protein family member 1-like
Exons: 3
Coding region: 1-837 (278 amino acids)
Source: RefSeq, a predicted model, not a curated record